AUGGAGAAGGACCGCCUCGAGGAACACCUUUACGCGAGGAAGCUUCAGGUCGAGAAGGACUCGGCGGCUUACUGGCACCAGAAGAGAUUGAACAUCACGGACAAGAACGCGAUCCUCGAGUUGGAACACUCGGGAGAACUCGUCAAGGAACAGUGCGACGCCGUUCGAGCAGGACCUCGGAACUGCGACAGGUUCUCCCGCUACCGCUCCGCCGACGGGACCUGCAAUAACCUGAAGAACCCGACUUGGGGCGCCACCUUCACGCCCCACAGACGGUUCGCUGGGCAGGACUACGGGGAUGGCGUGUCCAGCCUCCGGAAGGCGACUGCCGGCGACGCCCUCCCGAACGCCCGCCUCGUCAGCCUCGCCGUCAGUAGCCGCCCAGGGCCGCCCUCGACCUCCUUCUCUUACCUCCACUUGAGCUUCGGGCAGUUCCUCGACCACGACCUCGUCUCACGCCCUUGGUUCCAGGUACGAGGGUGGGUGGGGGCACCCUACGGCGGCGCCAUCGCGUGCUGCCCCGAGGCCCUAGGUGGAGACGCGUCCCUGGUCCACCCCGAGUGCGCCCCCAUCGACCUCCUCGCCGACGAUCCCUUCUACGGCGCCUUCGGCCAGACCUGCAUGGAGUUCCUUCGCUCCGCCCCCGCCACGCGAUGCCACUUCGGACCCAGGGAGCAGAUGAACGAGAUAACGCCCUACCUCGACGGGUCUGGGAUCUACGGCUCGGACCUGCAGACGAUGGACUCCCUCAGGGCCUUCAGGGGCGGGAAGCUCCUCCUGCAGGUCACGGGCGAGGGCGUGGAGCUCCUGCAGCCGAAGAAGGACCUAGACGACGGCUGCAACAACCCCCUGAGGGCGGGCAUCGGCCAGUUUUGCUUCAAGGCGGGAGACAAGCGAGUGAACGAAAACCCGACACUCACGGUCUUCCACCUGCUGUUCGCCCGCCACCACAACCUCGUAGCGAGUCGCCUUCAGCAGCUCAACCCUUGCUGGGGCGACGAGGAGCUGUUUCAGGAGAGCCGGAGAGUCGUGGUGGCGCAGUUCCAGCAUAUCGUUUACAGCGAAUAUCUCCCGACGGUCCUGGGGGAAAAGGCGAUGAGGGAGUACCAGCUGGGGUCCCUGACGGGGAAGCAGAAGAGGAACGACUACGACCCCCGGAGGAGCGCCGCGGCGAGCACCGAGUUCGCGACCGCCGCCUUCCGCUUCGGCCACAGUCAGAUCCCGGACCUCAUCGAGCGCAAGGACGCCGCCGGGGAGGUCACGGCGACGGCGCUGUCCUCCGAGAUGCGGAAUCCCUUCUCCCUGUACGCGAAGGGGGCGGCGACGACCCUGCUGCGCGGGACCGGCGCUCAGAACGCCAGAGAAGUGGACUCGCUUUUCGCUGAGGAGAUCACGGGGAAAUUAUUUCGUUCCAACAAGCCCUUUGGUCUCGAUCUGGUGGCCCUGAACGUCCAGCGAGGGCGUGACCACGGCGUGCCAGGGUACACGACCUUGCGGGCGGUCUGCGGCGGCGACAAGGUCAAGGUCAGGAAUUUCGAGGACUUGGCCGAGGACAUGGAUCUGGGUGUGAUUGACAGCCUGAAGAGCGUGUACAGUCACGUGGAUGACAUCGACCUCUUCAUUGGCGGGAUGUCGGAGCGGCCCCUCCCCGGCGGGCUCCUUGGCCCCACCUUCACCUGCUGCAUCCUCGCCGACCAGUUUUACCAGAAUCCGUCGAGGGGACCGUACUGGUACGAGACCUCCAGCACGGAUACUGCGUUCCGGGAUGACCAACUCGAGGAGCUUCACAAGACGACCUUCGCUGGCCUCCUGUGCGGCGCCUUCCCCGAGCUGCAGGCCAUCCAGAAGAGGCCCCUGGAGGUCGCUUCGUCAGAGAACCCGCUGGUGUCCUGCGGCCGCGUGCCCUCCGUUGACCUCAGGCCCUGGAAGGCAUGAGAGAGAGGGCGGCUCGAGAUGAGGAGGUCGAAGCGGAGAGAAAGAGAGAUUUUAGACGUGCUCGAAGG
Penaeus vannamei (Pacific white shrimp) is the source of this 2003-nucleotide messenger RNA. The record is from RefSeq and is a predicted model, not a curated record. NCBI's taxonomy places the organism in Eukaryota, Metazoa, Arthropoda, Malacostraca, Decapoda, Penaeidae.